AGCCAUGCCCAUAAAACCCCACAAUCUGUUUUGUCUAUCUUUCAUCUUUUCUAGAUCAAAAACAACAAAAAAUGGCAAUAAACGGUCAAUAUAAUGUGGGUCAAUACAUUGUACCAUUCGUCUGUCUAUUGAUCAUAGCCAUGGAUCUCAGUGCAGGGAUUCUUGGUAUUCAAGCUGAGAUAGCCCAAAACAAGGUGGAAAAUCUAAGAGUGUGGAUCUUAGAGUGUCGAGAUCCAAGUUAUCAAGCAUUCAAACUAGGGUUUGCAGCCGCAGUUCUUUUGGCGUUUGCUCACGCCAUUGCAAACUUAUUUGGUGGAUGCCACAUCGUAUUGUCCAAACCAGAGCUAGACCGAGCCACCUCAAACAAACAAUUCGCCAUGGCUUCACUCAUCUUAUCAUGGAUUACAUUAAUCAUUGGGUUCGGGAUGCUAAUUGCUGGAGUCAUGGCUAACUCAAGUUCAAGAAAAUCAUGUGGAGUUUCAAACCAUCGUUAUUUGUCAAUUGGAGGCAUUGCGUGCAUCAUUCAUGGAUUGUUUGCUGUUUCUUAUUACAUUUCUGCCACUGCUGUUGAAAAAGAAGAAAAGAAGUUGAACCCACAUGGACCCACCAUGAUGAACCACCCCCCUGGACCAAUGAUGAUCCCGCCUGGACCUAUGCAUGCACCCUCGGCACCUGUUUGAAUCUUGGAUAUUUUUUAGUGCUACAUGUAAGAAAUAGCAAUGUGAUUCUAUUUAUUUGUGUUU
Lactuca sativa (garden lettuce) is the source of this 743-nucleotide messenger RNA. Its product is annotated as protein DESIGUAL 2. NCBI's taxonomy places the organism in Eukaryota, Viridiplantae, Streptophyta, Magnoliopsida, Asterales, Asteraceae. The record is from RefSeq and is a predicted model, not a curated record.